UGGCAGGAAGCGCCGCCGCGCGUGGCUCCCUUUGUGGCAGCCGCCAUGGCGGCCGAGCGGGCUCCGCCGGUCCGGGCCCAAAGUCCGCCCUCUCCUCCCGCUCCCGGAGCCGCCUCCGCCGCCUCCGAAGCCCCGGUACGAACCGGGCUGAGCCUGCCGGGCAUCCUGCACUUCAUCCAGCACGAGUGGGCGCGCUUCGAGGCGGAGAAAGGGCGGUGGGAAGCGGAGAGGGCCGAGCUGCAGGCACAGGUGGCGUUCCUGCAGGGUGAGAGGAAGGGACAGGAGCACCUCAAGCUGGAUCUCGUGCGCCGAAUCCGGAUGUUGGAAUUUGCUCUCAAGCAGGAAAGGUGCAGGUACCAGAAGCUGAAAUUCGGGCCCGAGGCGCCGGGGGGAAACGCCCCCAGGAGCCACGUUUAA
Cinclus cinclus is the source of this 417-nucleotide messenger RNA. RefSeq names its product striatin 4 (gene STRN4). Bases 46 to 417 code for a protein of 123 amino acids. Gene Ontology annotation, molecular function: calmodulin binding; armadillo repeat domain binding; protein phosphatase 2A binding. The transcript has 4 exons. Lineage: Eukaryota; Metazoa; Chordata; Aves; Passeriformes; Cinclidae. The record is from RefSeq and is a predicted model, not a curated record. Gene Ontology annotation, cellular component: dendrite.